Molecule: messenger RNA, 648 nt
Organism: Diospyros lotus (date-plum)
Lineage: Eukaryota; Viridiplantae; Streptophyta; Magnoliopsida; Ericales; Ebenaceae
Product: protein SAMBA
Exons: 3
Coding region: 64-393 (109 amino acids)
Biological process (GO): negative regulation of organ growth
Molecular function (GO): anaphase-promoting complex binding
Source: RefSeq, a predicted model, not a curated record
UUUCAAAUUUCGACCUUUCGGGAAGCCGUGAAAUUUUUCGAGAAAGGGAGAGAAAGAGGAGAGAUGAGUAACAGCUCGUUGUCGUCGUCGCCGGCUCGCUCCUCGAUCUCGACUACAGCAGUCGCAGGUGCAAAUGCUCCAUCUUCCAUCACAGUCGAUGAUUUCCUCUUACAGGCCGAUCUCACCUCCUUCCAAGAUUCCAAGGACGAGGCUCUUGCCGUCCUGAAAUCAGAUUUGAUGGCUACACUUAAUAAGGAGGUCAAAUCCUUGGAUGAAGAUAGCUGGAUGUUUGAUGGUCCUCGUUCCCGCAUUCAGCUUAUAUCAAGACCUGGGGGGCUUGUUGAGAAGCAUAAAGAUAUGGCAAGGUGCCAUAAUUUUGCCCCACCAAAGUGAUUCGGAGUUGUUCAAAUGAGUAGCAUACAUAGCCAGGGAGCUAUUUAGAGGUUUUGUUACAUUGACCAUUCGAAUCUCCAUUCUUGCCAAUUGGAGAGCCUGCUGUUUCAUUCAAGGACCAAUGUGCCCGAACCACCUGCUUAAUUUUGUUAAGCUUGUAGGAAAUGCUCUUUUUUGUGUGUGGUGCAUUUAUGUAUGUAUAAAGUUAUUGAUUAGAAUAUCUUAAAGAAAAAAAAACAAAAACAUUUAGGUAAA